This is a messenger RNA of Helianthus annuus (common sunflower), 1356 nucleotides long. Its product is annotated as multiple organellar RNA editing factor 8, chloroplastic/mitochondrial. The record is from RefSeq and is a predicted model, not a curated record. The transcript is spliced from 4 exons. NCBI's taxonomy places the organism in Eukaryota, Viridiplantae, Streptophyta, Magnoliopsida, Asterales, Asteraceae. Bases 48 to 1145 code for a protein of 365 amino acids. Gene Ontology annotation, biological process: mitochondrial mRNA modification; cytidine to uridine editing. Gene Ontology annotation, cellular component: mitochondrion.
AUAUACCGAUCCAAAACCCCAAACGCGAAGAACUCAAAACCCUAACAAUGGCGAGUCGCACUCUCCUUCGCAUACUCCUCUCCUCCACCAACCAAACCCUAAUUCACCGUUCCUCCACAACCUCUUCUUACCUCCUACGAUUCCGCCCUGUUGCCGCCAUCGCCGCCGCUGAUUUCCGCCAGUCUCCCGUUGCAGCCACCGAUGUCCGUACGUUCUCAUCUCGUCCGACCACAUCUUCUCUAAACGAUUCGAGCCCUAACUGGUCCAAUCGUCCACCAAAGGAGACGAUUCUUCUUGACGGUUGUGAUUUUGAGCACUGGCUUGUUGUUGUUGAUAAACCUGAAGGCGAGCCUACGCGAGAUGAGAUUAUUGAAUCGUAUAUUAAUACUCUAGCGAAAGUUGUUGGCAGCUAUGAUGAAGCAAGGAUGAAAAUCUACUCAGUUUCGACAAGAUGCUAUUAUGCAUUUGGAGCUCUUGUGUCUGAAGAACUUUCUUAUAAGCUGAAGGAAUUACCAGGAGUUCGUUGGGUGCUCCCGGAUUCUUACUUGGAUGUUAAGAACAAGGAUUAUGGAGGUGAACCGUUCAUCGAUGGGAAGGCUGUUCCGUAUGAUCCAAGGUACCAUGAGGAAUGGAUCAAAAACAAUGAGCGUGCCAACCAGAGAAACAAAAGAAAUACGCCACGCAACAAUGAAAGGCCAAGGAAUUUUGAACGAAGACGAGAGAACAUGCAAAACAACCGUGGCCCACCGAACAUGGACGGUCCUCCACCUAACAUGAGGCCACAAGGUCCACCUUCACCACCCUACAACAGAGGGCCACCACAAAGUCCACCACCACCCUACAAUGCAGGGCCACAAAGUCCUCCACCACCCUACAACGCAGGGCCACCAAACACGAGACCUCAAAACCCACCUAACUACCAGCAUCAGGGGCAGUAUGGGCCAAACAGUGGAUGGAUGCCUAAUAAUGCUGCUCCUAACUACCAGCAGCAGGGGCAGUAUGGGCCAAACAACCCUGACUACCAGCAACAGGGGCAGUACCAAUCUGGACCUGGGCCCAACAGUUAUCUGCCAAAUCAAAACCCAUACCAGCCUCCUCAGGAUGUACCUGGAAGAGACAUGCCCCCUGCAGCUAACUACAAAUGAUCAUUUAUGUUAAAUGACCACUUUGUUUCAAUUAAAGAAAUUGUUCAUUCACUCAUUUGGUUUCUUUUAUGUUUUGUUGGCAAAACUGUGAAUGGUAUUUGCAGUGUCAUCUGAGAAUCUAGUAUCGGCAAAUAAUAUUGUAUAGUUCUAGCAUUAUUUGUUCUAUGAACGUGUUAAUCGUUAUGCAGACGGUUCUAUAAAUUUAAUACAA